Molecule: messenger RNA, 1826 nt
Organism: Jaminaea rosea
Lineage: Eukaryota; Fungi; Basidiomycota; Exobasidiomycetes; Microstromatales
Product: putative platelet-activating factor acetylhydrolase ib alpha subunit
Exons: 6
Coding region: 185-1546 (453 amino acids)
Molecular function (GO): protein binding
Source: RefSeq, a predicted model, not a curated record
CUCCGUCCCCGCAUCUACCAAUUCACAACAACCGAGCAAGCUGCCAUCGUACUCCUCAUCAUCAUUUCUGCUUUUGCAGCAUACGGCCGCCGCAUCAUCAAAGGCAGAGGGGCCGAGCAGCCUUGAAACCUGAGCUCGCUGGCCUCUCUGUGAAACAAGGCGCAGCUGCGACGACUCCAUCGCCAUGUCCAGUUCUCUGACGGAGCGGCAGAAGGAUGAGCUCCACAAGUCCCUCCUUGACUACUGCAAAACACAAGGCUUCACCGCAACCUUUGAAGCAUUGCAGCAGGAGGCUGGCCAGGAGGGCUUCGUCUCGGAUCCCAAGGCAAAGUAUGCGGGCCUGCUGGAGAAGAAGUGGACGAGUGUGAUCAGACUGCAGAAGAAGAUCAUGGAACUCGAGCAACGCAAUGCACAGUUGACAGAAGAACUAGCGACCGCUCCCACCUCUCGCCGAUCAGCCUCGCAAAACGACUGGCUUCCCCGCAAUCCUCCUCGGCAUGUGCUGCAGGGCCAUCGUGGUCCUGUAGCCAAGGUGGCUUUCCACCCGCUGUUCAACCAGAUCGCGAGCUGCUCAGAGGAUACGACGAUCAAGAUCUGGGAUUGGGAGACGGGCGAUUUUGAGAGGACGUUGAAGGGGCAUACGAAGCCGGUGAUGGACGUGGACUUUGACUCGAGGGGACGGUUGUUAGCCUCAUGCUCGUCAGACAUGAGUAUCAAGAUCUGGGACUCCGACAAGCAAUGGGCCUGCACGUCCACAUUCCACGGUCAUGACCAUACAGUCUCCUCCAUCCGCUUCCUCCCCGGCGACGACUACGUAGUCUCCGGCUCCCGCGACAAGUCCAUCAGGAUCUUCGAGCUCGCAACAGGCUACUGCACAAAGACCUUGGCGGGGCACAACGACUGGGUGCGCUGCGUCCAGCCAUCGAGCGAUGGGCGUCUGCUAGCGAGCUGCGGGAAUGACCAGACGGGCAGAAUAUGGGAUAGAGCGACUGGCGAGACAAAGGUGGAGCUUAGAGGCCACGAACAUGUAGUGGAAUGCCUGGCAUUCGCGCCCCUCGCUGCGUACCCCGCUAUUCGCGAGCUGGGCGACAUUAAGCCGGCAAAACCGGAUAAUACGACGCCAGGGCUCUACGUCGCGACGGGGGGAAGGGAUAAAGUGAUCAAGAUCUGGGACUCUUCCAACGGCGCCUGCCUGCGUACCCUCGUCGGGCACGACAACUGGAUUCGCGGGAUAGUCUGGUCGCCCAAUGGCAAGUACCUACUGUCAGUCAGCGACGACAAGACGCUGCGGGUGUGGGAUCUAGGCGCGGGUGGGGGAAGGUGUAGUAAGACGAUCGAUGCGCAUGGCCACUUCGUCACUUCGAUCGCAUGGGCGAGGGCGAAAGCUGGCGGUGAAGCUGCAGAGCCUAGGCCGGAUAGUGGGCCGAGUGGGGGAGCGCCGUCCAAGAUCAACGGUACGUCAGGAGGUGCAGAAGCGGGGGGAAAGACGGUCAAUGCGGUGGUGACUACGUGCGUGGAUAUGACCAUCAAGGUGUGGACGCCGUAGUGUGGGCGGAGAGAGUGGACAAGACAUCGCUAUACCCCCUCGGUGCCGCACCUGUGGCAUGUAGAUGCCUCCCGGACCCUUUUUCGUCUUCCAAUCCUUACGGCUUACUCUACCGCCUCCCUCUGGGCGCCUUUACCCACUCGACCCUCGACGUGCGUGCUCGCACUGUCGAUGAGCUGGCCUCUCCCACCUACACACUCUUUCGUCUUCUCACCGGCCUCUCAUCCCACGCUCUCUUCUAGAUAUCAAUGCGAGUGUACCUCAUUGCAAGGCAUGUCUG